UUUGUUUUGCUUGCGUUACCACUUUCAUUUCAUCACCUUACGCCGGUCAGUCGCGGUUGUCGGUAGAAGACACACUGCCACCACGAACUAUAAAACCUGUAUUACCAUGUCAACGAAAAUAACAAGUGAACCUUUUGGUCAGACGGAAGAUGGGCAGGAAGUAACAAGAUUUACAUUGACAAACUCGAAAGGCGCUAGUGUCAAAAUUUUGGAUUAUGGAGGAAGAGUUGCUGACAUCAAUGUGCCAGAUAAGAAUGGAAAGAUGGGUGAUGUCAGCCUGGGGUUUGACAAUAUUAAAGAUUAUGAGGCCCAUCCGCUUUUCUUUGGGGGUUUAUGCGGGCGCGUGGCCAAUCGCAUUGCUGGUGCCGAGUUCACGUUAGAUGGAAAAACCCACAAACUUUUUGUGAACAAUGGUCCCAACACCAAUCACGGAGGCAAAGCUGGGUUUGAUCAGAGAAUGUGGAAGGGUGAGAUCAAGGGAGACAAACUGGUUGUGAGCUACUUGAGUGUUGAUGGUGAAGAGCACUUUCCUGGUGAUCUGUCUGUGGAAGUGACGUACAGCCUCUGUGAGGACAACAGUUUGAAAUUGGAGUACAAGGCCACCACCACAAAGCCCACGAUUCUCAACCUCACGAACCAUACCUAUUUCAAUCUGGCUGGUCAUGGAGCUGGACAUCUAGAUGAUCAUGUCAUUACCAUGUAUUCAGACAGCUACUUGCCUCUGGAUGAGACUGGAGUCCCGUUAGGUGAAGUGAAAAAGGUUGACGGAACAGAGUAUGACUUGAGAUCUCCUGUCAGGAUGGGCGAUAGGCUGCAUAACGUACCCGGUGGAAAAGGCUUUGACAUAAACUUUUGUUUGGACAACAACGGAGAGAUGAAGCUGGCAGCAAGAGUGGAGCAUCCUCCAUCAGGGCGCUACCUAGAGUGUCGCACCACAGAGCCUGGCCUACAGCUGUACAGUGCCUUCUAUAUCUACCCCAUGACUGGCAAAGAGGGAGCAGCUUAUGGAAAGUAUGGAGGUUUAUGUUUGGAGGCCCAGCAUUACCCAGACAGCAUUCACAAGCCUGACUUCCCAACAACUGUUCUGCGACCCGGGGAGACCUACACACAGACAACUAUCUACAAAUUUGGAAUUAUUUAAUCAUGAGUAAAAGAUUGCAUCUCUUUUGCUAUAUAUAGAGAACAAAUUUGAAAUGAUAUGAUUGCUAGUUCGAAGAAUGACAAGCAUUUCUGAUAUUACAUAGGACACUUUCAAAAUUGUGUCAUCACAAAUUUUUUACAUGCUACUCAUGUGUUGUAGAGAACAGCUAGACCAGUGUUUGUCAACCUUUUUAUAGCCAGGGCCCACUUUUGCCACCUUUAACUCACUCACUGCCAGACCCGAGGAGUGUCAGAUUUUUUCUAUGUACUGCCAACUACCAUUACCAAAACCUGUUGGGUUCGACUUUCCUUUUGGGUUUUUUUUUCAACAAUAGACCGAGGUAUUUCAGGUCUAGCCUUUGAGGGCAUGUCACUACUGUCCUUUUCGAGUUGAUUGAACAUUAUUCGAGUUACGUCCCUUGAUAACUGAACAAAUUUUCAAUAUGCCGGAUGACCCAAAAUACAUCAGUUUCAGUACUAUGUCGAAGGAACAACAUUGGAACCUUUUUAAACUCAUGGACCCAUACGUCAAUGAUAGGCCGUGUCUAGAUGUUUCUAGUAGUGAAAAGGAUGACAGCAAUGGUGAGGCUGUAGGAAUAAGUAAAGGUGAUCUAAGUGGUCUUGAUCUUAUAGUUGUUGAAAGUACUGGUGAUAAAUCUUACAUCGACCCUAUGGCUCCAGGGCCAAGUUCUAACACUCCAUAUUUCACUGCCACACCUGGUCUCCUAUAUGAUGAUACAACAGAUCAAAUAAUCAUAACUCCAGGCAUGAUAAAACAUUGAACUGCAAGUCGGUGAAAAAAAAUGUUUCUGCACCUCUACAUCAUUUCAAUCAGUCAAGCACCUAUUCUCCACCAGAAGGUGCGUGCAAAGAGGAACCUGAAAACCUGGUGGCCGCAGAAGUUCAUCAUCAUCAAAAUGGGAAAAAAGCUCUGUAAGGAGUACAUGCAGGAGAAACAACUGGACCCUGCCACAGCUCUCCAGCCUGAACCCUCCCCUGAUGCUCAUCUACCGAUCGCCUCCUUGGUCAUCACUUUCCUAGGCUUUUGCCUUCCACCAAAGAAAAUAAACAUGAAUUUUUAUCAUUUUAAUCGAAUCAUUGCCCAAAACCAAGCCAUGCUGUGAACUGUUGUGAACGCAACCAAUUUGUGUUUCGUGCACUCAUAUAUGACUUUAUGCAAUUGGAAGCACCAUAAGACUCUUAAUAAAACUAGAACAAGAAAGGACAGCAAAUUUGUGUAGACAGGCACAGUGCAAACCUUGACAGCAGUAAGAAAUCUCGCAAAUGCAAAGAGACAACAUUCCGGUACGCAAACUGCAAGAUCCCUCUGUGUUUGGGUGGACCAAACUUGCUUGGCAGAUUCUCACACCAUGGCAAAUUAUGUUCCAUAGCAAGGUCAGUCAUCAAUUUGAUCAGUAACAAAAGUCUGUUAUAUUUCAAACUAACUCAGAUUGUUCUUCUGUUGUUCAAGCCUUGUUUUGUGCUUGAAAAGGUACAAAAUAAGUAACACAAGUCUAUUUUUAAAAAGAUGUUUUUCUAAUUUUUGACAUAUUUGCAAAAAAAAUCAUUUCUGUUGUAUGUUUUAUUGCCCUUUUGCAUGCCAAGUUUCAUUGGUAGCCUAUUCAUUGGUAGCCUAUUCAUUGGUAGCCUAUUCAUUGGUAGCCUAUUCAUUGGUAGCCUAUUCAUUGGUAGCCUAUGUGGUGAACAAUAAGGUCACUUUGAAAUAGAUGCCAAAAUACACAGCAUUCUUAAAACUUUGGAUGGUAAACAAAAAGUGCGCAGCAGCAAGUUAGUUAAGAGGCUAAAAUGUUCGUACUGGCCACUUACCUGUAUUUCCAAGCAGGGCAGUACAUAAUACCUUUCACCACAUGGGCAAUCCCCACUGUCCACCAAAAUUACCGAAUGGCCCACUGGCAAGCGAUAUCUUCUAGGUUGGCAAGCACUGAAUUAGACACUUGAUUGUAAUUUUGUUUUUUGUAGAAUUCUUAAGGUUUGCAGAGAACUCUUCUAAGUAACGAUGAAUAAUUUAUGGCUUUUUUAAAUGCAUUUUUAUGUGAGUUUUCACAGAAAGGAAGUUGUUCUGAAGUUGUCUGUAGAAGUAUUUGAUGUGUCGUAUAAUUUCUAAUUUCUUUGACUUUUGUUGCAUGUCAGUUGUGUUCAGCGGCUUAUUUCCAUUAUUGUGAAGUGUUGAAGGUCCAUGUUUCUAUGACUGUUUAUGCAUCGUAGCUUUUGUUAAUGCUUACACAAAAGUGUGCUUGGGAUAUUUUUAUGUUUAUUUUAGUGCAAUUAGUCAUUAAUUAAGUACUCAUGUAUUCUACUGCAUGACCUCUACAAUUCUCCCGGUUUGCUUUUGCUUAUAAAUGAGACAUGCACAUUUGAGAUGUGGGAUAUUUUGCUUAUACUACAAAAUAAAUUAUCAGCUGUAUUGCUGUAUAUAUAUACAUAUAU
Messenger RNA from Aplysia californica (California sea hare), 3588 nucleotides. Its product is annotated as galactose mutarotase. Gene Ontology annotation, biological process: glucose metabolic process; beta-D-galactose catabolic process via UDP-galactose, Leloir pathway. Lineage: Eukaryota; Metazoa; Mollusca; Gastropoda; Aplysiida; Aplysiidae. The transcript is spliced from 8 exons. The record is from RefSeq and is a predicted model, not a curated record. The coding region runs from base 107 to 1141 and encodes 344 amino acids. Gene Ontology annotation, molecular function: carbohydrate binding; aldose 1-epimerase activity.